UCCUAGGAGGUCUGGAACGAGCAAGUGGAUUUCUCUUUGGAAGUGACUUGGUUUCAAAAUGCCAAAAGUCAAAAAGGUUCUGAAAUCAAAAAAGGUGGCACCUGCCCCUUACACAACAUCAAAGCCUCCACCAAAAAAGGUAGCCAACCCUCUGUAUGAGAAGCGACCCAAAAAUUUUGGAAUUGGUGCGGACAUUCAGCCCAAGAGGGACUUGAGUCGUUUUGUGAGAUGGCCAAAGUACAUUAGAUUGCAGAGACAGAAGGCCGUGCUGUAUCAGCGCUUAAAGGUUCCACCUGCCAUUAACCAAUUCACCCAAACUCUUGAUAAACAAACAGCUACACAGCUUUUUAAACUCCUUCACAAAAUUCGUCCGGAGACUAAGGAAGAAAAAAAGGCUCGUUUGACUGCAAAGGCAGAAAAAAAAGCUCAAGGGAAAGAGGACACUCCAUCUAAAAAACCUGUGACUGUUAAAUAUGGGAUAAAUCAUGUCACUCAACUGGUUGAACAAAAGAAAGCUCAACUUGUUGUAAUAGCUCAUGAUGUUGAUCCUGUUGAGAUUGUUGUUUGGUUGCCUGCCCUUUGCAGAAAAAUGAAUGUGCCUUAUUGCAUUGUCAAGGGUAAAGCAAGAUUGGGCAAAGUUGUUCAUAAGAAGACUGCAACUGCUCUGUGCAUUACAACAGUAAAGUCUGAAGAUAAGCACACCCUUAAUACCCUUGUUGAGGCUGUAAAGACGAAUUACAAUGAUCGUUAUGAUGAGAUCAGACGUCAUUGGGGCGGUGGAAUUAUGGGAGUUAAAUCUCAGGCUGUCACAGAUCGACUGGAGCGGGAAAAGUUAAAGGAAGUUAAAAUAAUUUAACUUCUUAUAUUCGCUUAAUUUGUGAAAAUAAAUCUGAUGAAAGAAACUGGC
This is a messenger RNA of Xenia sp. Carnegie-2017, 907 nucleotides long. RefSeq names its product 60S ribosomal protein L7a-like. Bases 59 to 856 code for a protein of 265 amino acids. Gene Ontology annotation, cellular component: ribonucleoprotein complex. Lineage: Eukaryota; Metazoa; Cnidaria; Anthozoa; Malacalcyonacea; Xeniidae. The record is from RefSeq and is a predicted model, not a curated record. Gene Ontology annotation, biological process: ribosome biogenesis. The transcript has 6 exons.